Molecule: messenger RNA, 341 nt
Organism: Teleopsis dalmanni
Lineage: Eukaryota; Metazoa; Arthropoda; Insecta; Diptera; Diopsidae
Gene: Rpb10
Product: DNA-directed RNA polymerases I, II, and III subunit RPABC5
Exons: 2
Coding region: 81-284 (67 amino acids)
Biological process (GO): tRNA transcription by RNA polymerase III; transcription by RNA polymerase II; transcription by RNA polymerase I
Cellular component (GO): RNA polymerase II, core complex; RNA polymerase III complex; RNA polymerase I complex
Molecular function (GO): zinc ion binding; DNA binding; DNA-directed RNA polymerase activity
Source: RefSeq, a predicted model, not a curated record
UCAAUUGACAUAUUGUUAAUUCAAAGCAAAACAAAACUAUUUGCACAUUGUUUGAACGUAGCAAUAAUUUUGAUUCUAAAAUGAUUAUACCAAUUCGUUGUUUUACCUGCGGAAAAGUUAUUGGCAAUAAGUGGGAGUCUUACUUAGGACUUUUGCAAGCAGAAUACACAGAAGGUGAUGCUCUUGAUGCGUUAGGAUUGAAGCGAUAUUGCUGUCGUCGCAUGCUGCUUGGUCACGUGGACCUUAUAGAGAAACUUCUCAAUUAUGCUCCUUUGGAAAAAUAGAUCACUUAUAUUAGGAUAACAUGCACAAAACAAAUAUAGUUAAACUGUUUUAAGUUC